AGAGAGAGGGGUAGAGAGAUGGGGGAGAGGGACGAUUACAAGUUUCUUCAAAUAAGAGAUGCAAUCGCUUCCAUUAACCAGAAAGUUAAUCUCAUCGGCGCCAUUAUCGAAUUCGGUUUACCCAAGAAAACCAGAGGCACUGGCCGGUCUUACGGCUGCUACCUCUUUUAACUUCUUUUAACUGGGUUUUGGUAGUAGAUUGAUGAAUCAUCUGGGUAAAGAUUGGUUCUGUACGCUGAAAAUAAUCGAUGAGUCAUAUCCCAAACCGGGAAUAUCAGUUAAUAUAUUCGCAUCAAGUAUGGAAAAUCUUCCUCGUAUUUCUUCGCUUGGAGAUAUAAUUCAGCUUUCUCGUGUCGUGAUGAAGACUCAUCAUGGGGAAGUAAAUGCUGUUUUCAACAAAGCAUUCUCUUCUUUUGCUUUAUAUGAAGGAAAAAAUGGUGGAGACUUCGUUCCUUAUCAAUGUUCUACAAGAUAUCACCAUAGAGACCGGGACUCGAAGUUUGUAUUAGGCUUGAGAAAAUGGUUAGCUGACUUCCAGGUUGAUGAAGGUCCAAAUAGCUUCUUGUUCCUCAGAGAGAUAAAGGAAGGGGAAAGAGCUAAUUUGGUUUGCAAGGUGCUUCAUAUAUGUGAGAUUUGUGAGCAUGAGUGGAUGGCCUUUGUUUGGGAUGGAACUGAUUCUCCACCACUCGGCAUUGAGACGAAGCUAGAAAAUGAAACGGACAAUCCACUUCCCUUACAAGUUGAACCCAAACCUUUGCCAAGAGAUUUGUUAUGUACAUUUCCAACUGUUGGAACAAUACUAAGGGUAAUCAUCGACAAAGGCAACGAGAAGCAUGUUCUCCACUUAUUGACUGCUGGCAAAUGGGUGAGAUUUCUCAACAUUCUUUGUGAAGUGCAUGAAGGAUUAUGGCAUGGUGUGUUGACACCUUUCACAAAGAUUCGUUACAUGUCAGAUGACAACCGUCUCAUUGUAGGGUGCCAGAGGUCUUACAAUGAACGCUUGUCAUUAGAAUUGGGGCGCAUACCAUAUUGGUGUUUUCCUUGGUGUUCACAACUUACAGAGGUUGAUUAUGACCAUGUGCCUUUUGUUACGAUAAUGGAUGUCCUCACCUGUUCACAGGUGACAGCUAAAUUCAAGUGCAUAGUACGGGUAGUGGCUGCAUUGCCAUGGCGUGUCGAGGACUUCUGCUCUCAUCUUGGAACAUACAUGAUUAGAUUGACCAUAGAAGAUCCAACUGCCAGAAUCCAUGCCUUUUUAUUUGAUGAAGAUGGGGAUAAGUUUUUUGGCGGGCGUUCCUCCAUUGAUGCAUUGACAAGAAAGCGAAACAAGUUGCUUGGUGUGGCUGUGAAUGAUGAUGGCAAGGAAAUUGAGGAUGCUGCAAGAAAACCACCAUGGGUGCAGUGUUGCAUAAAAUCCUAUUACCUUGAUAAAAAUAACACUUGGGGAACUAGGCAUUAUAGAAUUUUUGGUACCAAGCUUGUAGAUUAAUGAAGUUAGAUUUAGAUUUGAUGUAAUUAUCUAAUGUAAAUAAACUGUAGGCACUUGUGUAAUAAUCUAAUAUAUUGUGCAGUUAGGAAUGUAAAUAAAUCAAUUAGAUCUAAAAUUGA
Messenger RNA from Manihot esculenta (cassava), 1608 nucleotides. Its product is annotated as protection of telomeres protein 1a. Lineage: Eukaryota; Viridiplantae; Streptophyta; Magnoliopsida; Malpighiales; Euphorbiaceae. The coding region runs from base 203 to 1489 and encodes 428 amino acids. Gene Ontology annotation, biological process: regulation of telomere maintenance via telomerase; telomere capping. The record is from RefSeq and is a predicted model, not a curated record. Gene Ontology annotation, molecular function: telomerase inhibitor activity; G-rich strand telomeric DNA binding. The transcript is spliced from 11 exons. Gene Ontology annotation, cellular component: chromosome, telomeric region; nuclear telomere cap complex.